This is a messenger RNA of Monascus purpureus, 1553 nucleotides long. NCBI's taxonomy places the organism in Eukaryota, Fungi, Ascomycota, Eurotiomycetes, Eurotiales, Aspergillaceae. The record is from the annotation of a GenBank genome assembly.
AUGGUGCUCUUUGGGCGUAAGCCCGCCGUGGAACCAGUUCCGGGCGAUCGGGUCGUGCCACUGCAUUUCUUUGAGAACAGCCUACUUGUCCAGGGCAACAACAUGGCCGUCUCACUCGUGUUUGACGCAGUGCUCGACCCAGAAAAGUUGCGCCAGUCCCUCGAGGGCCUAGUCAAGCGAGAGGGAUGGCAAAGGCUGGGGGGUCGGCUGGAAAGAAAUGCCUCGGGCCAGAUCGAAUGGCACAUUCCAGCCGAGUUUACAGCUGAGAGACCCGCCAUCUCCUUCGCGCAUGUUGACCACGGCGUGCCUUCUGCUUCGCACCCGGCAGCCUCCCGGAUCCCGAAGCCAACCACUUGGCCUGCUAUUGUUGGCGACCCAGACGAUCUGGAAGACCUGGCGUGGGGGCCCUCGUACAAGCCGGGUGGGAUCAAUGACUAUCUCAACUCUGACCUCCCGGUCCUAGGGCUGCGCGUCAACUCCUUCACCGACAAGACCAUCGUAGUCCUGCAGUGGCAGCAUGUCGCCUUCGAUGCGAUUGGCAUGCAGUAUGUUGUCGAAGGUUGGAGUGCUAUGCUCUGGGGCAAGACAGUCGAAAUCCCGACCCCUUGUAGGGUCGACUCGGAUCCAUUUGACUCGCUUGCCCGGGGUUCACGUCCCACCAUAGAAGAGCAUAUUCUAGCAGACAGAAAGGUCGGACUAGGAGGAAUGCUCAAGUGGGGGUUGGGGUAUGGGGUCGACAUGCUUCUCCGGACCAAGGAGAACCGCAUGGUCUGUGUCCCAGAAACAUACUGGCGGCCGCAGCUGGAGAAGGCCAUGGAGGAGCUUCGCGCCGAGGCAGUUGUGAAGGGUGAAGAUGCCUCCAAGGUGUUUUUGACCGAGAAUGACAUUUUGACGGCCUGGAUCCUGCGUUGUGUGGUCAGCCAGAUGGGAAUUAACCCCGAUAGGACGGUUGCCGCAUCUAUAGCCAUGUCUCUUCGCAAGGCUUUCGAGGGAGAUCUUAUCCCUGCCUCUACCAAGCAUCCCUAUGUUGGCAACGCUUUCGGCUGGGCUAACGUACUUGUUAGCGCAGGUGAGGUCACCUCGAAGCCGCUGAGCUGGCUUGCACGGCAGGUUCGGCGUGCCAUCAACGAACAGGGCACGCGAGCUCAACACGAGGCAUACUACGCCAUGGUGCGUACGUCUGGAAUGGGCCUGCCUAUUGUCAUCUUUGGGAACGGCGAUUUGGCCCAAGUCGGCUUCUCCAAUUGGGCUAAGGCUGGUUUGUUCGACUUGGACUUUUCCCCGGCUCGUAAAGGCCCCAAGGGUGACAGCGUGCAGUGCAGGCCUUCGUACAUCCAAGAGAAUCACGGCCCUGUUAAGCCUGCAGAUGGUUUCUUUAUUUUGGGAAAGGAUGAGAAGGGAAACUACUGGACCUCAGCAUGUAAGGUGAAGGGUCAAUGGAAGAAAUUCGAGGAGCAGCUGAAGAAGGACUUUGAGGUGGAAAUGUGAAUCAACGAAGGGAGUAGUUCCGUCCGAACCGGUCCUCCACGGAGAUAUACUAUAAAACCUAUAAG